CUUGAUUUUAUCAUCAAAUGAAAAUAUUUUUGAAUCUGUGACAGUAUCAUUGUAGGGGUAGUGAGUUUGUGUAUUACUUUUAUUUUGUUUUGUUGUAAAUAUUUGAUAUCAUUUACGUUUCAAAUAUGACGGAUGAUAACAUAAAUGUGAGUGAUAAUUCAGACUUAGAAGAUGCUAGUACUCAAGAACUUCGUGGCUAUUUAAGUAAAUGGACUAACUAUAUACAUGGGUGGCAAGAUAGAUUUAUUGUUUUGAAGGAUUCUACCCUAUCCUAUUAUAAAAGCGAACUGGAGAGCAAUCUUGGAUGUCGUGGAGCCUUAUGCUUAAAAAAAGCCAAAGUCAAGCCACAUGAAUUUGACGACUGUAGGUUUGAUGUAUCAGUAAAUGAUUGUGUUUGGUAUUUGAGAGCUACAAACCCAGAGGAAAAACAGCAGUGGAUUGAUGUAUUGGAGUCAUUCAAAGUUGAAUCAGGAUAUGGAACUAACUCAGAUAGUAGUUCUAAUGGAGGAGGCCUUCGGAGACAUGGAUCAGUUACAUCUUUGCAAUCAACAGGGUCACAUGGUCGCACGUCUCGUCGGCUCGCAGAAAAAAUUGCAGAACUCGAAACAUAUACAGAAUUGUUAUCGAAGCAAGCGCUUCAACUGCAGAAUUACUUCGACAUGUGCGUCUCGAUAUACCCACAAAUACAGGAUGACGCUGCGGAGGCUAUAGAUGCUGCUAAGCUAGCUGACGGAGUGUUACUGAAGCAGCGCACGGAGGAAGUGCGCUCGACGAGCGCGUCGUUCCGCGCGACGUGCGGCGCCACCGUGCUCGCCGUGCAGCACUGCGCCGAGCUGCUGCGGCGCCGCGACAAGCAGGCGCGCCAGGCCGAGGAGCUCUACAUGGCAUUGAAGAACCAACUCACAGAGGCAAGACUGGCUUCAAAACCUGGUCCAGAUCAUGAGGAAGGGCCGCACUCGACACUACCGGACGACGAGUUCUACGAUGCGGUGGAGACGGGUUUUGACAAGAUGGAAGAGGAGCGGUGCGCGAGAGUCGCUCCGCCCGCUGAAGUCACGCGGGACGAAGUCGAGCUGCCGCCGCCGGCCAUUGACAACCGACUAACCGUGCACUCCUUGUGGCCAGAAAUCGACCGGAUAUCAACCGAACAGAUCCAAGCGGCAUUCGAAGGUGUCGGAGGUCAGAUCGGUUGGCAGUUGUUCGCCGAAGAAGGGGACAUGAGGAUGUACAGAAGAGAAAUGGAAAUCGAUGGCAUGGUGAUGGAUCCUUUGAAGGCGAUGCACAAAGUGCAUGGCGUGUCCGCGCGGGAGAUGUGCCAUUACUUCUUCAACCCGAGAUAUAGAUACGAAUGGGAAACGACACUGGAGACGAUGAACAUAGUGGAGGCGAUAUCGACGGACGCGCUGGUGUUCCACCAGACGUUCAAGCGCAUCUGGCCCGCCUCGCAGCGCGACGCGCUGUUCUGGUCGCACGUGCGCGCCGCGCCGCACCACACCUACGCCGUCACCAACCACUCCACCACCAACGCCGACUACCCGUCGAACUCGGGCGCCUGCAUCCGGCUGUUCGUGACGGUGUGCCUGGCGUGCCGCACGGCGUGGCCGGCCGGCGAGGCGCCCUCGCGCGGGAACAUCACCACCAGCAUCGCCUACUGCAGCACCGUGAAUCCAGGUGGCUGGGCACCGGCAGGCGUGCUCCGCGCAGUCUACAAAAGGGAAUAUCCGAAGUUCCUCAAACGAUUCACGAAUUACGUGGUCGAGCAGUGUCGCGAUAAACCGUUAGUUAUAUAGCAACCGGCUACGCAAACCUGAACAUAUAAGCAGGGAAUAUUUUUUACUGGCACUACUAUUAUCAUCCCUUACUCGAGAGGGUUACUUGUUACGGGCAACACUGGAGCUAUAGAAGUUGGAAGUGGAAGUUCGUUUAUAGUUUUAUGGAAAAUGUAAUCAAUGAAAUAUAUUUUGUCAUCUGACUUUCCGGGUGUACGUAAAGCAUCCUAUAUUUUACAUAAAGAAAACAUUGAUUAUUUUAUAUUAAAUUUAUAUGAAUAUUUGGUUCGUUUCAUAUAUAUAUUUUUUUUAAAUGGUGCACAUUGUACUUGAUUUAUGCAACGAUCGCGACCUGUGUACUUGUAAUAUAAUUUAACGUGUAUUAUAUUAUAAUAUAUAUAAUUAGUGUGAAGAUUUGUCAUUGUACAGAAUAUGUCUUUAUGCACAUGUGAGAUGUACUCUAGGUCAAAUAUAUAAAUUAUAUGUAAACAAAUGACAACGGAGAGGUAUUGUUGUAUAUGUGUAUUAGUUGGGGCGCUUAUACACGUGCGUUAUAAAUAUUCUGUUACACGAUUAUUACAUUUAAGUCAAUGUUUAUUGUAUACGCAUCUUAUUUCUGUUAAUAUUGGUUUUUAAAAAUACUUUUUUUUUUUAAUUUUAAAUUUGUAAACUCUCCUUAAUUAUGUUAUCUACUUACCUGUUUAUUCACGCAUGCGUGCGUAUAUUAUCGGCGUUCAUUUAUACAAAUAUAGUAUUUUUUUUUUUUGCUUUUUUUAUUUCAUAGUAAAGUCAUAUCACACUGAGACAAUUUGUAUUAUUUGUAUUUGUCAAUUACACGCGUUUCGUGAGUGAAAAGGUCUAUACAUAAUAAUGAUAUUGUUCAAUGAUCAUUGUGCACGCGUCCUAUUACCUGAUGCGUUAGUUAUGUGUAAACGCGCCCUAACUAAACGUGAUCUAUAGAAAUGUAUCCACGUAGAGUAUAGCGAGGGCUGUACAUAUAUAAUCUGUAACAUAUUGUAUAAAUAGAUUAAUAAAUAAAUAAAUUUGAAAUAUAAAAAUGUUAUGAUAUCAACCAAGUUUUAAUUCUAUGGAUCUCUUAAAUUAUAGAUAAAAUUAAAUUGAAAAUAUGAGGGUAGUUGAAAGUUUUGACUCGUAUAAUUUAAUUUGCACAAAACUUAAAAAUAUUAACGUUAUUUAUUUAUUUAUAAACAAUGCCUAUUUAAAUUCCGUUGACGUGAACAUAAAAACAGGGAGUUUCUGACGUAUGAAUAACAACGUAAACGAUUUUCAUACGAUUUAUUUAUUAUAUUCCAUUCCAAUUUCUACUAUAGGUUCAUAAAUAUUUAAUUUUUGUAUGACAUUCUUUAUUAUGCAAUAUAUAGGAUGUGUAUGAUCAAUAUUAUUAUUAAAUCUAAGUACUUCAUAAUACUGCGUUGCACUGCAUCUGUUAUUAUAAGGUUAAAUUGAUCUUGUCUAGAAACGCAAUUUUUUCACGACGAGAGUGAACAAGAUAACAUCCGGUCAUUGGAGCUCCGUUUUUUUUUUUUUUUAAAUUCAGAAAUAUAAUUACAUGUAUUAUUUUUCUGUUUAUAAUGUAUAAGUUCAGUGGACGUUACUUUUAUCUCAAACGAGCGAGCGAGAAGGGUAUAUAGAUUGCAUUUAUAGCAAUGUUGGAAUUGUAUGUUAUAACGCCUGUUUCUGAACAGAUCUCUAUAUUAUCUGGCCUUUUUCUCAAGCUGUGAAUAAUGAAACAACAACAAUAGAGCCCAUUUCUAAUAAAUUGAAAGGUUCAAUAGUUGUUGUGCUUUAUUAAUGUUUAAUCAUAUGAUCUUUAGGUCUUAUGUAUAGGCUUUUGUUCUGAAACAGCCUCUUUAAAUGUUUUUUAAUAAUUAUUGUUUAUAAUAAAACUUUUUAUGGACA
Vanessa atalanta (red admiral) is the source of this 3689-nucleotide messenger RNA. It is a transcript of the gene cert, whose product is annotated as ceramide transfer protein. Gene Ontology annotation, molecular function: phosphatidylinositol-4-phosphate binding. The transcript is spliced from 12 exons. Gene Ontology annotation, biological process: ER to Golgi ceramide transport. Lineage: Eukaryota; Metazoa; Arthropoda; Insecta; Lepidoptera; Nymphalidae. Bases 126 to 1790 code for a protein of 554 amino acids. The record is from RefSeq and is a predicted model, not a curated record. Gene Ontology annotation, cellular component: Golgi apparatus.